Messenger RNA from Corticium candelabrum, 546 nucleotides. RefSeq names its product indolethylamine N-methyltransferase-like. Gene Ontology annotation, molecular function: N-methyltransferase activity. Gene Ontology annotation, cellular component: cytosol. The record is from RefSeq and is a predicted model, not a curated record. The coding region runs from base 1 to 546 and encodes 181 amino acids. Lineage: Eukaryota; Metazoa; Porifera; Homoscleromorpha; Homosclerophorida; Plakinidae. The transcript has 2 exons.
AUGUCGACGUACUACAACGAUGAAAAGCAGUUUGAUGCAGAUAAGUUUAGAUAUUCCUACACUUCUUUGACAGGCAGUGAUCCAGGCCUGAGGAGCCUUCUUCUGGAGCAGCUUUGUCAGUUGCACGAGUUCUAUAGUGUUGCCUUCCAGUGUGGUGCUUUCCAGUUUGGUUCUUGUAGGAUGUUGGAGUAUGGGGGAGGACCGAGUCAAGUGCAUCCUCUCAAAAUUGCCGAACUGUGGAGAUCAAACAGUAAGAGUGCGCGAGAUCUGUCCGAUCUAUUUGAGCAUGUAGUUGGAGAAUUAGAGGGAAGUAAAGCUAGGGCACAAGAAAGAGAGGACACUCUAAGAUCAGUGAUAUCUCAAAUUAUUCCUUGUGACAUUACAAAGUCAGAGGUGAUUAGUGACGUCACUCUACCAUUUGAUAUCAUUUCUACUCAUUUCUGUCUCAUCUGUGGCUGCACAUUAUUGGAAGAAUAUCGAAAAGGUCUCGAGAAGUUAGCUCUACUUCUUGGACCAGGAGAUUGUAUUGUCAUGACAGAAGCAUAA